This is a messenger RNA of Vigna angularis (adzuki bean), 983 nucleotides long. RefSeq lists its product as uncharacterized. The coding region runs from base 124 to 738 and encodes 204 amino acids. NCBI's taxonomy places the organism in Eukaryota, Viridiplantae, Streptophyta, Magnoliopsida, Fabales, Fabaceae. The transcript has a single exon. The record is from RefSeq and is a predicted model, not a curated record.
ACAGUCAGUGAAACUAUUUGUACUUACCAGACUGUUGUCGCCGAUUCUAAUUCUACUUAGCCUCCUUCUCCACAAAACCCUAAUUCCUCUUAUUCACCAUUUUUAUUUCACAUUCACACAUUCAUGGCUGGACCAAACGACCCCAAUGAACCCACAUUACCCCCGAAGCGUAAGUCCGAUCCUGAUCUUCUAGAUCUCCCAUCCAAAAUUGCAAAGCUCGCUACUCCCGGCCUCAAACAAACCCACGAACCCCAACCUAGUGCUGACCACUGCACUUCCCAGCCUCCCACUUCUUCCUCCGACCCUAAGGAACCCGACAAAGACGACAAAGAAAUCCAAAACGACGACGUCGAAGAAAAGAACCCCCAACACGACGACGAGGAGCACCAAAACGACGACGAGGAUGAAGACGACGAUGACGACGACGACGAGGAAGAGGAAGAGGACCGAAAGGGGAAAGGGAUUUCGCGUCAAGACAAGGGAAAAGGGAAAAUGGUACAAGAAGACGAGGAUGAUGAUGAUUCCGACGACGAUGAUGACGACGCUUCCGAUGACGACGGAAGUGACUUCUCCGACGACCCGCUCACGGAGGUCGAUUUGAAUAACAUUCUGCCGUCCAGGACUCGGGGACGGACAGGGGCGGCGAGUGCAGGAGUGCGCAUUUCUGAUGACGCGGGGAAAGCGGCCGUAGGCGGCCUCGGCGAUGAUGAAGACGAUAGCGACGACAGUGAUGCUUGAGUUCUGCACAGGUUAGUGAGGGUUUUUCUGGAGUAAAGAGAUAUAGCUUUGUCUACAGUGAGAAAGAAGAGUUCUUUGUUUUCUUCGCGCACAAUGCGCUUUUUGUUCAGAAAUUCUGCUCAGAUAAAUUUGUGCAAGUGCUAGAUGUAGCCUUUUUUUUCUUUUUAACUUUGCCGUUCUUGGUAGGUAGUGUAUGGAUAGUGAUGUUUUGAGGUAAUUGGAACGAACACUAAACUGAGAGAGAA